AUCAUUCCCGCGCUGCCUAUAUUGGCUCAAGUGGUCGAGGACGGUAUUCAUUGUGAUGGUGGCGAUUUUUGGACGUCUGAAGUCGAUGAAAUACUCUGGAUGAUCAAUCAUAAACGCAUGUUAUUAGCGAGUGGGCUGCAAUUGAAUGGUGAUCCGUCAAAUGGCUAUGGUCUACAAAGGCAACUUCCUCCAGCAGAAAACAUGAGGAAUAUGACGUAUGAUUGCAACCUCGAGCAGGAAGCUAGAAGUUUGGUCGCCAAGAUGUGCCCAAACAAAGGAAUGGAUUUGGAAGAACCUGACAAAGGUUACUUGUUCGUGGAACCACUCCGGUAUCCGGUGUCCCGUGCAUUAUGGGAUAAGCUAGGCUCAAUCGACAUAGUUGGCUUCUCCUCCUUCUCCUUCGACAUGGACCAAGUAGUAAAGUUUACAGACCAUAACAGGAACAAUUUAACAACUUAUGCCAAUCUAAUGCGUGCUGACGCCUCCAAGAUAGGUUGCAUUUUAUAUUGGUCGUCGUGUACUAUAACACAGACAAUUGGAGACGUCUACCCUAUUCUGCGUCACUGA
Molecule: messenger RNA, 567 nt
Organism: Cylicocyclus nassatus
Lineage: Eukaryota; Metazoa; Nematoda; Chromadorea; Rhabditida; Strongylidae
Source: the annotation of a GenBank genome assembly